Molecule: messenger RNA, 775 nt
Organism: Solanum pennellii
Lineage: Eukaryota; Viridiplantae; Streptophyta; Magnoliopsida; Solanales; Solanaceae
Product: ethylene-responsive transcription factor 12
Exons: 1
Coding region: 91-558 (155 amino acids)
Biological process (GO): regulation of DNA-templated transcription
Molecular function (GO): DNA-binding transcription factor activity; DNA binding
Source: RefSeq, a predicted model, not a curated record
CUUUUUUAGCUCCCAAAACCCCACACAAACACAACACUCAUACACUUUCUCUCUCUAAAUUCCCCUCUCUCUCUCUCCUCCCCCAUUUCCAUGGCUUCAACUCGUGAGGGUCACUACAGAGGAGUGAGAAAGCGUCCCUGGGGCCGUUACGCCGCAGAGAUUCGAGACCCAUGGAAGAAAACACGUGUCUGGUUAGGCACUUUCGACACUCCAGAAGAAGCUGCACUCGCUUACGACGGCGCCGCCCGUUCACUCCGCGGCGCUAAAGCCAAAACCAACUUCCCUCCUCCUCCUCCUCCGCCGCCGCCGCAGCCUUCUUCCGCUCCUCUUACACUCGAUCUCAACCUUCCGUCUGAUCACCGGUGGACUUCCCCCUCCGGACGUAGGCUCAUGAUUGGAGAGUUUCUACAAGUAGGUCCGCCGCCGGAAAUUAACUUGCCGGUCGCCGUCGCUGCGCCGGCGAAGGAAAACGAUGUUGGAGCUGCGGCUAUGUAUUUUGGGAUUGUGAGACGUGGGUUGCCUAUUGACUUGAACGAACCGCCGCCGAUGUGGAUGUGAGGAGGCGGCGGCGGAUAAUUAAUGACUUAGUAAAAUUACUUUUUUGUUUUUUCAUUUUUGUCAUUCUCUCUAUUUUCAAGCUUUUGGGAGAAAGGUAAUUUCUAUGAAGAAAAAUAGAAGAAAAAAAAAAGAAGAAGAUAUUAAUGUUAUUAUUAGGAGGAAGCACAUCAUUAUGUAAAUACCCUUUUUAUUUUAAUGUUAAUUCUAAUUCUCCAUA